This is a messenger RNA of Leptosia nina, 1383 nucleotides long. The record is from the annotation of a GenBank genome assembly. Lineage: Eukaryota; Metazoa; Arthropoda; Insecta; Lepidoptera; Pieridae.
AUGACAAAAUUUGUGGUCAUCUCGUUAUUGGUGAUAGUGGCUGCAAUAGGAGGAUGGUAUGCUUCAACGAUUCUAUUUCCGGAACCCAUGCCAACUUUGGACUUGGAGGAAUGGUGGGGACCAAAGGAAUUGAGAGGAAAACAAGAGAAGAGUAUACGCUCGUUCCAAGUCAAGUUUUCAGCAGAGAUGAUUAAAGAUCUGAAGCAACGACUAAAAGGUCAUCGCGAACCUGUACCCCCUCUAGAAGAUGUCGGUUUCCAGUACGGCUUCAAUAGUAAGCAGCUUGCACCGUGGGUGAAGUACUGGGCAGACGAAUAUCCGUUCGCAGCAAGGGAAAGGUUCCUCAACAAAUUUCCACAAUUUAAAACCAACAUACAGGGUUUGGAUAUACACUUCAUCCGUGUAAAACCAGACGUUCCUAAGGGCGUCAGCGUGGUGCCUUUAUUACUGGUACACGGUUGGCCAGGCUCUGUUCGCGAAUUUUACGAGGCCAUACCCCUCUUGACCAGGAGAGUCGAUGGCUACGAUUUCGCUUUCGAAGUUAUAGUUCCCAGCUUACCCGGUUAUGGUUUCUCUGAUGCCGCAGUUCGCGUUGGAAUGGGCCCGCCUCAAAUAGCCGUUAUCUUCAGGAACCUGAUGCAUCGGCUCGGCUUCAAGCAAUAUUACGUCCAAGGUGGAGAUUGGGGCGCAGCUAUCGUUUCCAAUAUGGCUACCCAAUUCCCAGACGAAGUCUUGGGUCAUCAUUCGAAUAUGUUAAACGUUAUGAAUGGCUGCUCUCAACUACGCACGCUGAUCGGAACAGUACUUCCAUCCCUUAUCGUGGACCCUGAGCUCGCCGACCGAAUGUACCCCCUCUCUGCUUUCUUCGCCUAUUUAAUGGAGGAGUUUGGUUACUUCCACUUACAGGCCACGAAGCCAGACACAGUUGGCAUUGCAUUAACAGAUUCUCCAAGUGGUCUUCUGGCGUAUAUCCUAGAGAAGUUUUCCACAUGGACUGAAUUUAAGAACAAGGAGCGAUCUGAUGGUGGCUUUAAACCCUUUACUAAGGAUCAGCUUAUUGACAAUCUGAUGAUCUACUGGACCAGCAACAGCAUUACCACGUCGAUGAGGCUGUACGCUGAAGCGAUGAGUAACAAAGUCAGAGGGUUGAAUAUAGAAAAAUUCACCACCGAGGUGCCAACUUGGGCAUUGCAAGCAAAGAAUGAACUGUUUUACCAGCCACCAAACAUUCUCCGAACUAAAUACACAAACCUCGUCGGAGUCACUGUGUUAGACGAAGGAGGACAUUUUAUAGCCUUUGAAAUGCCCGAAGUCCUAGCAGCAGAUGUGUUCAAAGCUGUAAAAGCAUUUAGGGAAUGGCGAAAGAUGAAAACUGAACUUUAA